Molecule: messenger RNA, 1145 nt
Organism: Bolinopsis microptera
Lineage: Eukaryota; Metazoa; Ctenophora; Tentaculata; Lobata; Bolinopsidae
Exons: 7
Coding region: 137-787 (216 amino acids)
Biological process (GO): maturation of SSU-rRNA from tricistronic rRNA transcript (SSU-rRNA, 5.8S rRNA, LSU-rRNA)
Cellular component (GO): preribosome, small subunit precursor; nucleolus
Source: RefSeq, a predicted model, not a curated record
AGCAAUGAAACGAAGACAAGAAUCCCACACCAUUUUAGAAUAAGUAAUAAAGAGGAGAUCUGGAGAAGAAGAAAAGGAUUCUUCCUUCGAAAGCGUUGGGAAUAAAACACUUUAAAUUACAAGUGUAAAACGUCUCAUGAGUAAGAUGAAGAUCAAUCUCAGAAGCAAAAAUAAAGAGGAAGAAAAUGGGAAACAGAAGAAAGAUUCUUCUCUCCAAAGCGUUGGGAAGAUAAAACGUGAAAUAAGAAAUGUAAAACGUCUCAUGAGUAGAGUUGAGAGUUUACCGCCGACUGUGGUUCAAGAAAACGAGAGAAGGCUGGAAAUGUUGCAAAAUAAAUUGGUCAACACCCAGCAGUCAAAGAUUUCUGACAAAUACAAAAUGGUGCGAUUCUUCGAAAAGAGGAAAUUAUUCAGAAAACUAAAGAGCGCCCGUAAUGUCCACGGAGACGAGAGUCCUCAAGUCCAGAAAAUUCGAGAUCAGAUCAAUUAUAUAGUGUACUUUCCGCUGGGUGAAAAGUACAUAUCUUUACUUCCCAAAGAACCGUACACAGACGAUAAAGUUAUCGCCAGACAGGAGGAAAUUCUUCAGUCCAUCGCAGGGAAAGUGUUGAUUAAAGAUCUGGAAGACGCGUCUCAAGCGUCUUGGAGUAAAGAUAAAAACGUGCCUCUCUCUAGAAUAAAAUCACUUCAGGCGCCAGAUCUUAAUCUAAAAGAGAGACGAAUUCACAGCAAGCCAGCCCCAGUUCCCUCUUCCACAGACGACUUCUUCAUCAUUGACCGAGGUUAACGGCAGUACCGUUUCCGUAUCCGUGCUGAUAAGGAACAGACAGUCUUUACAAGCGAUUCAGACAGUUUCUCUGAUUAUUCUUUAUUGUGCUCAGCAUUAAAAUAUGGAAUAGAUCGGGGAUAUUUUAAUUGAAGCUGGGCGGUAUUUAAAAUUGACAUAGAUUUUUUGCAUAGAUUGUCUUAUUUUACAUUCCGAGACUAAGUGGAUUUCUUAGAAUCACAAAGAUAUCUAUCCAUCUCUUAUCAAGUUAUCAGUUCUCAUUUGGUUACUUGAACUAAUUUAAUUUAUUGAGUUUUUUUGAACUAGUGUAUAAUUUCUAUUGUUAAAUAUACGGUCAUUUAACAUUUUAUUAGUCACA